This is a messenger RNA of Bombina bombina (fire-bellied toad), 1765 nucleotides long. It is a transcript of the gene ASS1, whose product is annotated as argininosuccinate synthase 1. The coding region runs from base 293 to 1540 and encodes 415 amino acids. Gene Ontology annotation, cellular component: cytoplasm. Gene Ontology annotation, biological process: urea cycle; L-arginine biosynthetic process. Lineage: Eukaryota; Metazoa; Chordata; Amphibia; Anura; Bombinatoridae. The transcript is spliced from 16 exons. The record is from RefSeq and is a predicted model, not a curated record. Gene Ontology annotation, molecular function: argininosuccinate synthase activity; ATP binding.
AUAAGGGAGGAUUUGGGCGUGACAUGUUUCCUCCCUCCUUCCUCCUGCUGCUAUGUAAGGAUCAGAGAGAGCGUGAGCUGUGCACAGAGCAGGUACUGAGCGCAGAGAGAGCUGACAUUCUUGUUCCCUGAACUGCGAAAAGAAGUGAUCAAAGCAUUGAUCUGUAUCUACAGACUCCCACCGAGGACAAGACGGUAAUAACAGACUCCCACCAAGGACCAGACGGUAAUAACAGACUCCCACCGCUGACCAGACGGUAAUAACAGACUCCCACCGCUGACCAGACGGCAACAUGUCACAGACCAAAGGCACAGUGGUCCUGGCGUACAGUGGGGGCUUGGACACAUCCUGUAUUCUGGUUUGGCUGAAGGAAGAAGGAUAUGAUGUAGUUGCUUAUCUGGCAAAUAUAGGGCAAAAUGAAGACUUUGAGGAAGCACGGAAGAAGGCUUUGAAGCUGGGAGCUAAAAAGGUUUACAUUGAGGAUGUUCGUAAAGAAUUUGUAGAGGAAUUUAUCUGGCCAGCAGUCCAAGCCAACGCCAUCUAUGAAGACCGCUACCCGCUGGGCACAUCACUGGCACGGCCCUGCAUUGCCAAGAAGCAAGUGGAAAUUGCUAAGAAAGAAGGGGCAAAAUAUGUUUCCCAUGGGGCCACUGGCAAGGGGAAUGACCAGAUUCGCUUUGAGCUGACUUGCUACUCCCUGCACCCCGAGAUCAAGAUCAUUGCUCCGUGGAGGAUGCCAGAGUUUUAUAACCGGUUCAAGGGCCGAAGUGACCUGAUGGAUUACGCUAAGAAACAUGGCAUUCCUGUUCCUGUAACCCCAAAAAAUCCAUGGAGCAUGGAUGAGAACAUUAUGCACAUCAGCUACGAGGCUGGGAUCUUGGAGAACCCUAAGAACCAUGCACCACCUACCAUUUUUACUAAAACCAAGGACCCCAGCACCUCUACCAGUACCCCGGACAUCUUGGAAAUUGAAUUUAAGAAGGGUGUCCCCGUGCAGGUUACUAAUAUAAAAGACGGAACACGACACCAGUCGGCUCUGGAACUGUUCAUCUAUCUGAAUGAGAUUGCAGGGAAACAUGGAGUUGGCAGGAUCGAUAUAGUGGAGAACCGAUACAUCGGCAUUAAGUCACGUGGUAUCUACGAAACGCCGGCUGGAACGAUUCUGCGCCACGCUCACUUAGACAUUGAGACGUUUACUAUGGACCGAGAAGUGCGCAAAAUAAAGCAACAGUUGUCACUUAGUUUUUCUGAACAAGUCUACAAUGGCUUCUGGUACAGCCCAGAGUGCGAGUAUGUGCGCAGCUGUAUCGCCAAGUCGCAGGAGCUGGUAGAGGGCAAAGUCCAGGUGUCUGUGCUGAAGGGGCAAGUGUACAUACUGGGCAGAGAGGCGCCAAAUUCCCUGUACAACGAGGAGUUGGUCAGUAUGGAUGUGCAAGGAGAUUACGAGCCUGCCGAUGCUUCUGGGUUCAUCAAAAUCAACUCUGUUCGGUUAAAAGAGUUCCAGCGUGUGCGCAGGAAGUGCACUUCUCACACAAUGUAACGGAGCAGCGACAUCUCCUUUCUGUCGCAUUACCACAUACGCUGCCUUCUCCGAGGACAUUAAUUCAGCUGUGUAAUUGUUAGACGGUGCGCUCAGGUUAGCAGCAGCUGUUGCUCUCUUUUUUAUAUGAGAUGAUGCUCUGUUGUAGGUGAAAUGGAUAAAACUUAUUGCAAACAUUUGUAGACUGUUAAUAGAAAAUAAAUACAAUUACUGUGUACAACUUUA